Messenger RNA from Cataglyphis hispanica, 2332 nucleotides. RefSeq names its product protein sarah (gene sra). Bases 291 to 1013 code for a protein of 240 amino acids. The record is from RefSeq and is a predicted model, not a curated record. The transcript has 5 exons. Gene Ontology annotation, biological process: calcium-mediated signaling. Gene Ontology annotation, molecular function: calcium-dependent protein serine/threonine phosphatase regulator activity; nucleic acid binding. Gene Ontology annotation, cellular component: cytoplasm; nucleus. Lineage: Eukaryota; Metazoa; Arthropoda; Insecta; Hymenoptera; Formicidae.
AUAGCGAUACAGAUAGGACGCGCGAGGAUGUUCCUGUUGUUGUAAAAUCAACCAUGAUGUGCGGUUACGUUAUAAUAAUAGCGAUGAAAUAGCAAACGCCGUCAAAAACAAGGUGGAAGUGAAUGUAUCUCGAAAAUGUUGAUAUCGGACAACUACGCGAUUAAAUUCGUUAAGAUGGUGUAGACAUUACGUAUAUAACGAAAUAUACCUGUGACGAAGCAACAUUUUGAAAACAUUCAUCGCGGUGUUUGAUCUCCUCUUCAUUUAGAGAUCAAUUCAAAAAAAAAAAAAUGGAAAAAAAAUGUACUAAUAGAGGUAUAAUAGAGGAGGAGGAGCUCGAAGAUUCUGAAAAUAUAAUAAUUAAUGAAGUGGAUGGUUUACCAAAUUUACAUCCAAAUUACGAACAAUUAGAGUUCGAAUUUGAAAGAGAAAGACAUGAUACAGAUAUGAGAUCAAUCGAUGAGUUGGUUCAUGAUGAAGACUUACCAACUUCUGUAAUUGUUACUAAUGUUGAUCCUCGCGUUUUUAAGAAUGAUGAUUUAAAGCCAGCCAUAGAAAAUCUUUUCAAGCAAUUUGGAGAAGAUGCUACAUUUCAGUACUUUAGAUCCUUCAGAAGAAUGAGAGUAAAUUACAGUUCUCCCAAUGCUGCCGCAAAUGCAAGAUUGCAUUUGCAUCAAACACAUUUUGGGGAAACUGAUAUUAAUUGUUAUUUUGCACAACCAGUGACGCCUAUAGAUAUGGAAGAUCAGCAUCUCCAACCACCUGCUCUUACCAAACAGUUCCUCAUAUCUCCUCCCGCUUCUCCGCCGGUUGGUUGGCAACCACGUGAGGAAGGAGAGCCGCUUGUUAAUCACGAUCUAUUAGCCGCUAUAGCCAAUUUAUCCACAGGUGGAACUCACGAGAUACAUCCAGGAGGAUCAGGACAACCGGGCAUAGUCGUGCAUGUUUGUGAAAGUGCGAGUUCGGCACCGAAUGCGCCUCGCAUUCAACACACGCGUUGCCCGGAACACUAAUUUUUUCUUUUCCCGUGUUUUUUAAAUUAUCAUACAUUAAUAGAGUCUUAUAAUCUGCAGAAUAAUUAGGCUCGAACUGAAAGAAGAGCACAUUUAGUGAACGAUUUUAAAUUAAAAAGUAUUAUUAUAUUAAGGCUAUAAUUCACACAUCCAAUUGUGUGGCUAGUAUUCAAAUGAUGAAAAAAGUGAUGCAUUGUAAAAAGAUUGACAGUUUGCAGACAACGAUGGUCUGGUACCUAAUAUUUACCAAGCUUCCCACGGGUAGCGGUGAUUUAUAAAUAUCCAUUGUUAUAUACUGAUCAAAAAAUAGAAUUUAAAAUUGUGUUUGUACAUUGAGAAAAUUUGUGAAUUGCUUAGUUAUUAAUAGAUUUAUUUCUUAUAACAUAUAUGUGAGUUGAAAGAAUUCCAACAGUUUGGCCUAUAUAUAUUGUUUCUACAUUAAUUCCUUAAUCAUUAAUUAUGUCAAUAUAUCGUACAUAUCGUGAAAAAUUAUGUCCGUCGUGAUAAAAUUAAAAAUCGAUGAAUCAAAGACGGAAACUGUUGAAGAUAAGAUUUUGCAAUUCUACCUCUCAUUGUCAGUGUGUUAUUUCUAUUCUUAAACAACACAUAAUUUAAAACACAAUAUUGUUGUAAAUCCAUGAAAGAUGCUAAUAUUAGAAUAAUCGAUACACAGAAUCAAAAAUUUGGAGUGUUAGGUUUAAUGGCUAUAUUUUAUUAUAUCUUUUUCUUUUCCUCUUUUUUGAAAAUGCUUUCAAGAUUAUUUUUUUGUAUUGUGAAUUUUCAAACGCGUGCAUGUGAGAAAAAAUUUAUGAAAAUAUAUGACAUUAAUAUUGUAUGUGUGAUAUGUAUGUGUAUACGAAUGUAUCAUUCUAAAAAUAUUGUGUGAUUCUUUGUUCUGUGUGUUUUCUAUAGGAGAAGCUACAAUUAGCUUGAACAUUACAUGCUUAAUCUUAAAUCUAUAUCUAUGAUCUCUUGUCAAUGAAGUUUCCAAAAUCCUAUUGUUAUCACUUUGCUCUUUAAGGAUUAAGUUGGCAAAAAAAAAAGAAAAAAAAAAAAGAAUAGAGGAUAUUGUAUGAUACCGUAUGUGAUCAUAUCAGUGUUAUGCUGAUUUACACAACGGCAGUGGUGAUUGUGUAUAUGUAUAUAUACUGUUCUGUAUGUGUGAAACAUAUAAUUACUGUUAUUGCAAGAUUUGUGACCUAAAAAUAAUUGUUGAAUAUUUAUAAAUACUUUAUAGUAACACACUUAUUUUUAUAUAGUGUGUAGUAUCGUUUGUAUCCUGGUGAUGAAAAAUGUUGUAAAACCGUUUUGCUGCAUCA